Messenger RNA from Amorphotheca resinae ATCC 22711, 1389 nucleotides. RefSeq lists its product as hypothetical. The transcript has 2 exons. The record is from RefSeq and is a predicted model, not a curated record. The coding region runs from base 145 to 1224 and encodes 359 amino acids. Lineage: Eukaryota; Fungi; Ascomycota; Leotiomycetes; Helotiales; Amorphothecaceae.
UGCAGAUUGGUGUAGGGACGCCUACUGCCACUCUCUUGUUGUAAAUCCGGAUAUAAGUCUCCACUGGACAUAAAGCAGCCAAGCGGCUUGGGCUGGGUUGUCAUGGUUUGUAGGGGCUCUCCGUGCUAACAGCCUUUAGCAUGCAUGAUCUGCUACAACGAAUUUGGCGUUGAGAAUCUCGAAGGUGUUAUUGAGCAUCCAAUUCGUUUGCCGAAAUGCAAACACAUCUUCGGGGAGAAGUGUAUCAAGAAAUGGUUCGAGGAUUCUGAUAGCUGUCCUUACUGUCGUGAUAAGCUCCCGUCAGAACUGGCAAUAAGGAAGAAUAUGGCAUUCGAGAAUUUACGUGCACACCGAGAACGUUUGGCUGCAAUUACAACCCAGGCCCAGGCUUACCGCGCGCGACAUGGGAUCCCAUCGCAUUAUCCGUCAAUUGGCGAACUGUCUGUUCAGGAAAGAACCAGCUAUGUGAGGCACAGCCAAGAAGAAUACCACUAUUUUAUGAGAGGGAACCUAGCGUCCGAACCGUGGUCAUACUCGACCUCAAACAGAGGAGGAUCACAGAGAGACUCGCCAGAUAGUCGAAGACGUCAAGCUCGAGGCCGAGCUGGAUUGGGCCGUCCAACCUCCGUUGGUUCUUCUCGGUUUGUCGCAGCGAUUACGAAUCAGCAGAAUACCUCUCAGAGAGCCCAACUUGCAAAUUUCAUGCCAAAUACGCAGACUUCAGGCCCACCCCGCAGAUCGGCCACCCCAGGCCUAGGUUUACAAAGCUCUGGUGGGGCACCACCAUCGGGCAUGGAUGUAAAUCUUCACAAUCGUGCUUUAGGUAUAACUUCUUCUUCGGAAGAGGCAUCACCGUCAGUGGCUAUAGGGUCUGGUGUGGCGUCAACUGCAAAUCCACAGCACAAUCAUGGUCCUUACUCUGAUCAGUCGGUUGAUCAGUGGUCUGAUCCAUUUGGGCAACGACUAAAUCGCAAUACAGGGGCAAGCUUUCCAUCCCUAGCUCGAUAUCGAACAACGGCGGAUGACUUUGAUGGUCGCGCUCUCUCGUUGGAGACAGGAACUCGGACACCUUACCAUCACGAUAUGCAACGCCUCCCAGAUAUCUCAGCAACUAGUAAUACACGAUUGUCGAUGGAAAAUCUAAAUCAGUCAGCAGGCCAAAAUGGAAGUCUUCAGAAUGGGACGGACAGAAGCUUGCAAAACAGAUGGCCAAGACAAUUCUAAAUUAACUCCACGAAACAGCUUUACUAUCUGCUUUUCUGCCUUCACUGUCUCCAGAUCCAUCAGAAAGUCGACCAGUAAGCCGAACCUCAAGAUGACAGCAUGAUCAACAACAGGAUCACACACACACACACAUACACACAUAUCUGCAUGCACUCUUCUCAACGA